Molecule: messenger RNA, 1833 nt
Organism: Penicillium canariense
Lineage: Eukaryota; Fungi; Ascomycota; Eurotiomycetes; Eurotiales; Aspergillaceae
Gene: dbp9
Product: ATP-dependent DNA/RNA helicase
Exons: 4
Coding region: 1-1833 (610 amino acids)
Cellular component (GO): nucleolus
Molecular function (GO): ATP binding; RNA helicase activity; nucleic acid binding
Source: RefSeq, a predicted model, not a curated record
AUGAAGCGCAAACUGGAUGCAAACGACGUGCCGUCCCCCGAGCUUGCGGGGACGGAUGAGCAGGAAUUCGACUUUGAGGCCUUGAACCUCGAUCCGCGUCUACGCCAGGCCCUGAUUAAGGAAAAUUUCAGCAAGCCGACUCUCAUCCAGGCGAAGGCGAUUCCGCUGGCACUUGAAGGAAAGGACAUUCUGGCUCGUGCGAAAACUGGCUCUGGAAAGACCGCUGCCUAUGUCCUCCCCGUCCUCCAAUCCAUCCUCCAACAAAAAUCUGCCGACCCCUCAUUGAAAGCCACCACCGGCCUCAUUCUUGUCCCGACUCGCGAGCUUGCUGAGCAGGUCCAAAAAGUCAUCAUCUCUUUCACAGCCUUCUGCGGCAAGGAUGUCCGAUCCAUCAACCUCACCCAGAAGGUGUCCGAUGCCGUGCAGCAGACCAUGCUUGCCGAUUUCCCAGAUUUGAUCGUUUCCACACCCACUCGAGUCCUAGCCAAUGUCAACAAUUCCGCUCUGUCGCUCGAGAAGCUUACUCACCUUGUGAUUGAUGAGGCCGACUUGGUUCUUUCUUACGGAUACGACGAGGAUAUUAAUGCUCUGUCGAAGGCCAUACCCCGUGGGGUGCAGACCUUCCUCAUGAGUGCCACUCUCACCUCCGAGGUUGAUACUUUGAAGAGCCUGUUUUGCCGCAGCCCGGUGAUUCUCAAGCUGGAGGACAAGGAAGAGAAGGGUGCUGAAGUCAGCCAGUUCGUUGUUAGAUGUGCGGAAGAUGAGAAGUUCCUGCUUACAUAUGUCAUUUUCAAGCUACAGCUGGUCAAGGGAAAGGUUAUUAUCUUUGUUGGCGACGUGGACCGGUGCUACCGCGUGAAGCUCUUCCUGGAACAAUUUGGUAUCAAGUGCUGCGUUCUCAACUCUGAGUUGCCAAUCAAUUCACGACUCCAUGUUGUCCAAGAAUUCAAUAAGGGCGUCUACGAUAUCAUCAUCGCCGCGGAUGACCAGGAGGUUAUGGGGACGCCCAAACCAUCCAAGAAGGCCCGUGAAGCCGACGCAGAUGCCGAAGAGAAGGAGGAAAUUGGCAGCAGCGAAGACGAGGAAGAACCCGAGGAGUCGAGCGGCAAGCAAAAGUCCAAGCGCCGCAAGAUGACCAACAAGGAAAAGGACUAUGGUAUCUCGCGUGGAAUCGACUUCCAGAAUGUCGCCUGCGUCCUUAACUUCGACCUCCCCACAACCUCGAAAUCCUAUACCCACCGCAUUGGGCGUACCGGGCGCGCUGGCAAGGCCGGCAUGGCACUCUCAUUCGUCAUCCCGGCCGACCAAUACGGCAAGCACAAGCCUACUUCGACCACCACCUCCAAGAAGGACGAGGCAGUCGUCGCCAAGAUCAUCAAGCGUCAAGCCAAGCUUGGCAAUGAGGUCAAACCGUACCAUUUCGAGAUGGCGCAGGUCGACGCCUUCCGCUACCGUAUGACUGACGCCCUGCGCGCAGUCACUCGCCUCGCUGUGCAAGAGGCUCGUGCUCGUGAGAUCCGUCAGGAGCUGAUCAAAAGCGAGAAGCUGAAGCGCCAUUUUGAAGAGAACCCUGACGAGCUGCGCCAACUGCGCCAUGAUGGCGAAUUGCGCGCUGCCCGCGUCCAGCCGCAUCUGAAGCAUGUGCCAGAGUAUCUGAUGCCAGCCAAGGGGCGAAAAGGUAUCUCCAAGGAAGAGGUGGGAUAUGUCGGUUUCACGAAGACAAAUGUGAACCGCAUUCGCAAGGCCCGUGAGCGCAACCGUGGUCGUGCGAAGGGCAAAAAGACUUCCGGAAAGGUCGAUCCUCUGAAGACGUUUAAUCGGGGCCGCAAGUAA